Messenger RNA from Lecanosticta acicola, 450 nucleotides. Lineage: Eukaryota; Fungi; Ascomycota; Dothideomycetes; Mycosphaerellales; Mycosphaerellaceae. The record is from the annotation of a GenBank genome assembly.
AUGGGCGGACCGAAUCUGGAGGUGUUCAAGGUUGGUAGUGCAUGCACAUUGGCGGAGAAGAAUGCAUUGAAACUGACUGCGAACCAGUUCGGCAUGUACAUCAUGUUUCCGAUCGGCUUCAUGUACUACUUCGGCAUCAAUCUGGACGAGAGAUUUGCGGUACCAGACUUCUGGCCAAAGAAAGGACAGACUCAUGAAAUACCCUUUGAGAAGGAUGAUAUUGCAGAAGAGCUGGAGAGACUGAAGCGGAAGCGGUUGGCCGCACGAGCACGGAGGAUGGCAGCAGAGGAGCAAGGACUGAGCACAGAAGUCACGAUGCAUCAGGAUGAGGAGAGAGCACAUCCGAGACCAGAUAUACUGGAGGCGACCAAGGUGGUUUCUCAGGAUCGAAAUGGCUCGUCCCGAUCUAAGGGCUGGAUGGACUGGCUCAAACCAGGAGAUGCACGAUAG